Molecule: messenger RNA, 673 nt
Organism: Talaromyces proteolyticus
Lineage: Eukaryota; Fungi; Ascomycota; Eurotiomycetes; Eurotiales; Trichocomaceae
Exons: 1
Coding region: 34-591 (185 amino acids)
Source: RefSeq, a predicted model, not a curated record
UUUGGUUAUGUGGCCUCAGCUAGGUUUAAUACGAUGGCUGGCCUUGACGGCUUCACUGAUUCAGCAAAACUGAUGCCUGGUGUGGGUGAUUACUACGACGUGCUGGCUAGAAUGGGAGAUCCGAUUAAGAAGUUCAGCGAUACGGUUGAUGCGACAAUUAAGAAAAACCCCGGCGAUGUAAAGAGCAAUUACCCAAAGGUCUGGCAAAGAGCAAAAGAUACCACGGCUGUAUUGGUUGCACUACGAAGGAUGGACUCAGAUGAUUAUAGAGCUAGAAAUUUCGAAACUUGGUUGACUGGAUACGAUGGGUGGCCGUCAAAGACCACUCCAAAAAUAGUGAAGACGAACCUCCAGACAGCGCUGAAAAGGGAUAUUCCGGUGAUAGACUUCCAAAAAACUAUUGAGCAGAAUAAAGGAAAGGUUCCUGACAUUGAACAACGGUUGAGGGUUGUCAAUGAGAGAUAUCUGGCUAGUGCACAGGGCCUUCCGCACAGUAAAGCUAUUAUUGCAUCCGAGCAGUCAAUGGUAGGCUGCGAGUGCAAGAAGAGCUUUAUCCCAACCCAUUUGAAGAAGAUCAAGCGAGAGAGUUAGCGGAGUACAGAAUUGUAGAUAUUAGUAUUGUUUCGAAACUGAUAAGAAGGCUCGCUCUGAGCCAAUAGUCCAUAUUUAGCGC